UGCAACUAUAUAUAACUCUUCAUUACCAAUCAACUCACUCAUCAAAUCAAAAUCGUUUCUUUAACUCAAAUCCAUGGAGAUGGCAGCCAAGUUUUCAUAUUAUCUACUAGGAGGCUUCAUUCUCCUUUCUUCAUUUGUUUCGUUAUCUUCAUCAUACUUCGACAACAACGAAAUUUCUUCCGACAUUGUGUCCAGGCGUCUACUUAAAAUAGCCUCUAAUAGGGCAAAACAGUAUCUGAUCCCUCACAACACAUUAAGAGCAGAGCUCCGGCUCCCUCCUCUCAGAUGGAGCAAAAAGCUGGCAAAAUUUGCUUCCUGGUGGGCACAUAAGAGGCAAGGAGAUCGUGGUUUGAUUCAUUCGAAGAGCGAUUACGGGGAGAAUCUCUUCUGGGGAAGCGGCAAGGAUUGGAAGCCGAGAGAUGCAGUAGCGGCAUGGGCAGCGGAGAAGAGGAACUACAACUAUAAAACUAAUAGCUGCAGAAAUAAUAAUCAGUGCCUGCAUUAUACUCAAAUGAUUUGGAGAAAUAACUUAAAGGUCGGAUGCGCCAAAGUCGUGUGCCGAAGCGGCGAUACAUUGAUCUCGUGUAACUAUGAUCCCCAUGGUAAUGUGGUAGGCCAGAAGCCUUUCUAAGUUUAAAUGGCUUUGGCUGCAACUCACGCAGGCAAGCGUGAUGGAACCAUA
Molecule: messenger RNA, 682 nt
Organism: Hibiscus syriacus
Lineage: Eukaryota; Viridiplantae; Streptophyta; Magnoliopsida; Malvales; Malvaceae
Product: pathogenesis-related protein PRB1-3-like
Cellular component (GO): extracellular region
Source: RefSeq, a predicted model, not a curated record